Molecule: messenger RNA, 2640 nt
Organism: Colletotrichum siamense
Lineage: Eukaryota; Fungi; Ascomycota; Sordariomycetes; Glomerellales; Glomerellaceae
Gene: dcp2
Product: mRNA decapping complex subunit 2
Exons: 2
Coding region: 1-2640 (879 amino acids)
Biological process (GO): nuclear-transcribed mRNA catabolic process, nonsense-mediated decay; deadenylation-dependent decapping of nuclear-transcribed mRNA
Cellular component (GO): P-body; cytoplasm
Molecular function (GO): RNA binding; 5'-(N(7)-methylguanosine 5'-triphospho)-[mRNA] hydrolase activity; manganese ion binding
Source: RefSeq, a predicted model, not a curated record
AUGGCCGAAGAAAAGAUGCAGCUGGAGGACUGGUUGGAUGACCUCUGUGUCCGAUUCAUUAUCAACCUUCCCGAAGAAGAUUUGUCGUCGGUUGCACGCAUAUGCUUUCAGAUCGAGGAGGCACAAUGGUUCUACGAAGAUUUCGUCCGCCCGCUCGACCCGACCCUUCCCUCUAUGACGCUCCGAAGCUUUAGUCUAAGGAUAUUUCAGCACUGUCCCCUCCUCGCUCCCUUCUCGGUCGAGAAUCAUACGAAAGCCUUCGAAGAGUUUUUGCAAUACAAGACGAGAGUCCCUGUGAGAGGUGCAAUUCUGCUCAACGAGGCUAUGGACUCCACAAUUUUGGUCAAAGGUUGGAAGAAAGGCGCCAACUGGAGCUUUCCUCGCGGGAAAAUAAACAAGGACGAAGACGAUCUCGAAUGUGCCAUUCGCGAAGUGUACGAGGAAACAGGAUACGACUUGCAUGCAGCUGGCUUGGUUCCCGAGAACCGCGAUGUCAAAUACAUCGAGGUCACCAUGCGGGAGCAGCAACUAAGGCUUUACGUCUUCCGCAAUGUUCCCAUGGACACACAUUUCCAACCCCGAACCAGAAAAGAGAUCAGUAAGAUUCAGUGGUAUAAGUUAUCUGAGCUUCCUGCCUUCCGGAAGAAGGGCGCGCAAAACCAGAACGACGCGGCCGCGGCUGCGAAUGCCAACAAGUUCUACAUGGUAGCUCCAUUCUUAGUGCCCUUGAAAAAAUGGGUUGUGCAGCAAAAGAAGAGGGACGCUGUCAAAGGACCCAACGAUGCGCAAUUCCAGCCUCACGCCCUUCACGAUGAGCUCGUGACCGAAGACGACGUUUGGCAAACAGAACCGGUAACGGAUGCCUCGACACGAACACCAGCCCUAGACACUCUAGAGGGUGCAACUAUGGAGUUGCAGCGUCUUUUGAAAGUUCAGCCUGCGGCGGCUCAAAGUGCUUCUGUUCCCACCUCUUCAGAGAGCGGAGGAGAUAAGGGCGCGUCGCUACUAGCAAUUCUUCAGGCGAAGAACCAGGCUGCCGUCAAGGCUGCUCCAGCUGCGCCGGCACCGCAUACGCCUCUCGAUCACACCAUUGGAGAGGUCCCCCAGCCGCGAAGCCCUCACGGACAACACCAUUCUCAGCAACGGGUGCCGCUGGCGAGCUAUCAACACCCGCCCGGUUUCCCAGUUACUCCAGACGGAACUCCACAGCAAUGGGCCUUCUCUCAGCAUGGCAACGCCGAAGGCAUGGCCCACCAGGUCAGGCAACAAGAUCCAUCGUUGACGAAUGGACCUCUUUACGGCCACCUGCUACCCCCGUUGAGACAUCCGCAGCCGUUGCCUCCUCAGGUUCAAAAGUCUUUGCUCAGCAGAGGGGCUUUUGCCGACAGUACACCACCCCCUCCGCCAAAGCAUGCGCAGGGGACUCUGAACGAACCUGUACCCACCGCGCAAUAUCAGCAAGCAUAUUUUCAACAGCAAACCCAGAACCUGCUGUAUCAACCCAAGCCGCCUGCUGGGCAGCUCUCAAAUCAAUCUAUGGCUCUACUGGGAGUCCUCAAAUCCGAUACCAAGGCCAUCAGUCCAGACAGAGGUCAGGUCCCAGGGUCCUACAGCCAGCCCACCCGCGCGCAUGUUCAGCAUUCUAGCGGUAUGCACAGUCAUGGAGGGGCUCAAGGGCAUGUUCAGCAGCCUGGCUUACCGUUCUCGAAUGCAAGUCCAGUCCAUUCCAACCCAAAUCAGGCCAUGAGCCAGCGGGGCCAGCAACUUGUCGACCCAGCUCAUCGCUCUGCUCUCCUCAAUAUGUUCAAGAAGCCCGAAACCAGCUUUUCUCCUGCCAAUCAACCUGCUGAACUUCCAGCAACUACUGCGAGUGCCGCGCUUCUCAAGGGAAUCUCGACCACGAGGGGAGACAACCAGGACAUUCCCAGCCCUGUCUUCCAAAACCGCAGCACUCAACCCGUGUCAAGCAGUCCUCUCAGCAGGCCCCCCCAGGGACCUGCAGAUCUUGCAACUCAAAUGUCGUCACAUAAUCUAUCACUUCAAUCGCAACAAAUCGGAGGAACUGAGUAUCGAAGCCCUCGUUCUACCAGUGGCUACAGCCCCAGAAUAACGGAAACCCGAAGUGUAUACAAUCAGGGCGCAAUCAACCAAUUGGCGGUUCUCAACAACUCUCCUCAAUUACACUCUAGCCAUGUCUCGCAGCACAUGGAGAGCGUGAAUAAGCCGACAGGACCUCAUAGUCCCGCUAUGGCAGCACUCCUCGGGGCCGCUGGUGCGGACAAGCCCGCCAGUCUGGCAAGCCCUCCGGCAGCAUCCGCGCUUCCAGCACCAGCUGCGUUACAGCGCAAGCCCGAGAUGUCCACGGAACAGAGGCAGAAGCUUCUUUCGCUUUUCGGAAAGCCACAGUCGCCCAGUCCUGGUCCGGGCUAUGCGGUAGAUGACAAGGGAAAGACGAGAGAGAUAAUGCCGCCUGAUAUGGGGGGGAUGCGAUCACGGGUGGCGUCUCUUGCCUCCGCAAGCGGGCAAGGCUUGCCUGAAGGCCUGCCUGAAUCCCGACGUGGCAGUCAAACACCCAUUUCGCCCGCGGAUCGUAGCUUCCUGCUAGGCUACUUAACAUCAGUAGCGAACAACAGCAAAUAG